CCAGCGCACUCCCGAAUGAAGCAUCUUUGUUUCUACAUUGAUUGGAAAAGAAAAAAAAGCAAAGUGGAUUUUGCUGAGAAGUUUCCUGAACCACCAACAAACCCCGUUGCCAACAUAACACAAGAAUAUAAGGGUUAUGUUUAUACCUACAGAGUGUCCAAGACAGAUACAGGUUCCUGGAGUGCCGAGACUGCACCUGGGGUUAACAGACGAUUGUUCCGGAAAGUACACAACCUAAUUACAGCAUUCCAGAAGCCAGAACAAGGCAUUAUAACUCCUUUGCAGCAUCCUGUAGUGAACGAUGCGAAAGCCAAGCACCCACAAGGAAAAAAAGGCAAUCGUGACUUUUAUUUGCAUCCUUCAUGAAGACACGUCCCAGAGUUUGAAGUAAUUUAAAUAGGCUUUUAUACGUCUCUUUUUUGUAUACACUCCAGCACAAUAUGCUGUAGAUUAUAGACAUUACAACUCUGUGAGUUUUCCUGUAAUAGUUUCAGAAAUGUAUGUUUAAUGCAACUUUUAGUCUGACGUUUAAAAGAUUGGCAUGAAUCUGUUUUUUUUUAUAAAGAUAUGGGAGAAAAAUAACCAGCAAUUGGAUGACUUAAUACUUUCAUUUUCUGUUAGUGCUUGCGAGUUUUCUAUUUGAAUAUUAGUUAGUCUUUUUACAUAAAGUUACUUUAGUGUUUGAUUUCUAAUUGAAAUUCAGCCCAGCACAAGUCCUAAGUAUCAGUUAAGACCCACGUAUGACUGCAGAAUAGUGGCUUUUAUAUUGCAGAUGCCUUGUGCUGGCUCUCUGCUCAAGGAUAAAUUUCACCCCAGAAGCGAAUUUCAAAGGUGAAGGCCUGUGUAUUCCCAGGAGUCGAAUUUUAGGUUGGUUUCAUAUGCAUCAUCCACUUCUUGCUGGGUGUGCUGGCAUGCUUGUCCAAUCAGGGAAAAUAACCUGUACUAUCUGCCCAAUCUGAACAAUUAGAACUGACCAGCAAUGUAGCAAAUUCAGUCUGUGAGCCAGUCAAAAAAAUGUGUUGAAUCUUUCUGAACAACAAAUGAAUCUGAGGAAAUUGUUUACAGAUAUUCUGUGAGCUGGAGAAAGGUGGCUAACUUUGUCCAAAAAAUUAUCCUUUCCCUAGGAUUUGCACUGCUCUUCCUUUUAUUUCUGGGUGCCUAUGAGGGUGGCAUCUAGAUGCCAAACUGUCCUCCAUUAUAGUGACUCCAAAUCUAAGCAACUACCCUUACUCCAGCCUCUGAUGUCACA
This is a messenger RNA of Dermochelys coriacea (leatherback sea turtle), 1249 nucleotides long. RefSeq names its product SH2 domain containing 1A (gene SH2D1A). Bases 16 to 366 code for a protein of 116 amino acids. The record is from RefSeq and is a predicted model, not a curated record. The transcript is spliced from 5 exons. NCBI's taxonomy places the organism in Eukaryota, Metazoa, Chordata, Testudines, Dermochelyidae.